UUUUAAGUACUUAAGUACUGUAUUAGAGGUAAAAACAUUUAAAAAUGUAUUUAUGAAAUACUAGAGUAUGAUAUGUGCUUUACAAUGUAGCAAGGUAUUUUUCCUAGGGAUGCACCGAAAUGAAAAUUCUUGUCCGAAGCCGAAUAAAAAUGAAAAACUUGGCCGAAGGCCGAACACCGAACAUGGCUUUUCGUAUUUCUUCUAUUUAUUUAGCCAAUUUUUUCACUAUUGCAUAAACUGAAUGGUCAAAAUGUGCUUUUAAUAUUUUGUCUUGCUUUUCAAUAUAAUACAAUAUAACAUAAAAUAAAAUUGAGCAAAACAAAUAGGCUAAAUUAAAACAUCAAUGUUUUUAUCCACCUAUAUUUCAUUAGCUCCGGUUAAGUUGAUGUUUGAAAUAAUGCCGGUGCGGGUAAAGUCUCCGCAACAGUUCUCGCGUGUGAUGCACUUUUGAACUUCCGUAUUUACCAUAGCGCUCUAUGUAUGUGCCCUGAUCCACUCUUUUCAUUUACUCCGGUUAAACAUUUACAUCUACAUUUAGUCAUUUAGCAGAUGCUUUUAUCCAAAGCAACUUACAGAGAGUUCAGGGAGAAAUAAGAGAUAUGUCAUACAGGAGCAAUAAUAGAAUAGGUGCUAAUACAAAGUUACUAGUUUCAACAAAAGCCAUUUUUACUCAUUUGCCUGUCAAGUAUUCACGAUGAUCACCAACAGAUGGGUUUUAAGUAGUUUUUUGAAUGUUGUGAGAGAUGUGGUUGACCGGACUGUGUUCGGAAGAAUGUUCCACCAGGAAGGAGUUGUGAAGGAGAAAGAGCGGGAAAGCGAUUUACUGCCCUUUUGAGAAGGCAAUACAAGAUGCCGCUGGUUUGCUGAACGCAGGGUUCUUGAUGGGGUGUAGGAGUGUAGGAGGGUGCAGGGCUCGACAUUAACGUUUGUCCGCUUGUCCGGGACAAGUAAAUGUUUCGUAUGGGCAAGUGAGAGAGAAUUUUACUUGCCCGACCGGACAAGUAACUUGAAAAAAAGAACAGUGCGACAUUUGUAGAAUAAUAAGAAUAUAUGCAUUAGACAGAGCUGCGUGUUUGUCGUGGUUGUGCUUGUUUGUGUGUGAUAAUAAUCAAUGCGCACCGCACUGAGUCCACGCGGACGCGGAAUCCUGUUAUUUAAAUGUCAUCUGGCUGUUCUGAGUGUCUGAGUGAAUUAUGUGCACAGUUUAACAUACAACACAAGUGAUGGUCGAGGAUUUAUCUGCGCUGCACUGUAUGAGGAUAUGAACACAUGAACUUCAUCUCCAGAGUUGCUCUGAGAGUUUAUUUUACGAGCGUUUUAGUGUUUGAGUGAAGCUAUCUGCAAACAAGCGUCUUCCCAAAGACCCGUCAAAAUAAAAGUCCCGUUAAAUUGAACACUCAGACAAAAAAUACUGUAGUGUACUAUUGAAAAUUGAAAUGCCCUUGUAGUAAAUUGAUUAACACUGUACACUAUAGUAAAGUUAAAAAACAAUAUAGUAGGAAAUUUACUGCAGUUUACUAUAGUAAAUACUAUAGUAACCUACAGUAAUUUAUGUGGACAAAUAUACCACUAUCGUAUAAUAAAAAAGGAAAAACACAGAACUUAGAAAUAUUAAAACAAAUUUAGGUCAUCUAAAAAUGAUAUGGCCCUAAUUUAUCCAUCUGUAUGUAACAUGAAUGUCUUUUGUCAGUUAUCUGCCUAUAAAUAAAGAACUACACUUGCACAUUUCUGCCUGUGCUACCAAACUUUAAACCUCUCUAGCACCAGUGCUAUGUGCAAAAAAGUUAACUUACAGCCUUAACACUAAUAAUAAUUACUGCUUGCCUUUGUUUUAUAGCAGUCACGGAGAGUAGGCCUAUAACCAAAUUCAGGCGGCCAAAGCGGGCACUAGUUAAAAUGUUUAGAAGCAAACUUGACCAGUCUAAAUCCGAAACAAUUAUAUUGAAUAUAUUAUAUUAUAAUUCAAAUGAAAUAUCUUUUUUUAUCUUUGGACAAGUAAUUUUUGUACUCGGACAAGUGAAUGACAAAUUUACUUGUCCGAAGGACAACCACACGACAAUGCUUAAUGUCAAGCCCUGAGGGUGUGAAAGUAUGCCGGUGCAGAUCCAGUGAUAGUCCUGUAGGCAAGCUGUAGCAAGUUCGUAACAAACACAGGAAGGAAGAGGCUGGAAUCAGGCAUUAGCUACCACUGGCAGGUAAGUUUAUUGUCACAAGUCCUUUCUAGCGCUCUCUGCGCUCUCAGCAUACACACGCACACAGUAAUCACUGGUAAGUCUCUUUGCCGUAGGUUCCACACGGUUCUCUCUCCGCUGCUUCCGCUCAACUAUUCCACUGCCAGUCGUAGCCACGUCUCAGUUCCCAGCUAGUGCUGCCUCGCUGGUAUUUAAGCCUCCCCACGCCACUUGCUGGAAUGAGACACAGGUGUUCAUCAUUUGCACCUGCCCCACUCACUCACCGCUCGUCUCCUCACUCUCUCUCCCGCUGCAGACUUCGCUGAACCACGCCCCCUCUGCCACACAGGCAUUAGUGACUUGAAUCUGAUACGGGCUUCAACUGGUAGCCAGUGGAGAGAGAUGAAAAGGGGAGUCGCAUGAGCCCUUUUGGGCUGUUGGAAGACGAGAUGUGCUGCUGCUUUCUGAACCUUUCUGAAGUUUGAUAGCCUUUGCAGGAAGACCAGCAAGGAGAGCAUUGUAGUAGUCCAACAUUGAGAUUACCAGGGCCUGGAGAAGGAGUUGUGCCGCAUGCUCAGUGAGAUAGGGUCUAACCUUUCUAAUGUUGAAUAAGGCAUAUCGGCAUGACCGCGUUGUCUUUGCAAUGUGAUCAUUGAAGGACAGCUAUUCAUCAAAUAUGACUCCGAGGUUCCUGGCUGUUUUGGAAGGAGCAAUUGUGGUAUUGCCAAGUCGGCUGGUGAGAUUGUGUUGCACCGUGGGGUGUGCCGGAAACACGACUAGUUCUGUCUUGGCAGGGUUCAGCUGGAGGAGAUGCUCUUUCAUCCAAGCUGAGAUGUCUUCUAGGCAGGCUGUAAUGCGAGCUGCUACAGUGGUAUCGUCUGGGUGAAACGAGAUGUAGAUCUGGGUGUCUUCAGCAUAACAGUGAUACGAGAAGCCGUGUGCCCGUAUGAUGGGUAGAUGGAAAAAAGCAGUGGUCCAAGCACCGAUCCCUGAGGGACCCCAGUGAUCAUGUGGUGAGCAGUGGACAGCGAGCCCCUCCAUGACACCCUGAAGGAUCUGCCGGAGAGGUAGGAUUUGAACCAGCGGAGAGGAGUGCCUGAGAUUCCUAGAGAUGACAGGGUUGCUAGCAGUAUCUGGUGAUUGACAGUGUCGAACGAUACAGAUAAGUCUAGCAGAAUCAGGACCGAGGAUUUAAAUUCUGCCUUGGCGAGCCACAGUGCUUCUGUGAACGAUAGCAGUGCAGUCUCAGUGGAGUGGUUUGUUUUGAAGCCAGCCCGCUUGUCAUCCUGUAGUUUAUUAUGGGAAAGGUAGGAAGACACCUGGUUGAAAGCUGCCCUUUCAAGUGUUUUUGCAAUAAAUGGGAGGAGAGAGACAGGUCUGUAACUGUUGGUAGUAGAGAGGUCCAAUGUAGGUUUCUUAAGUAGGGGCGUGACCUGGGCCUGUUUGAACGUGGAUGGAUAGGUGCCCGUGAGCAGGGAGGUGUAUGAUGUGAGCGAGUGCAGGUGUGAGUGUGCUGGAUAUGGCCUGAAGGAGAUGGGAGAGGAUUGGGUCAAGGGGACAGUUGGUGGGAUGGCUGGAGAGAAGUCUGGUGACUUCAGUGUCAGUCAGUGGGGCGAAAGAGGAGAGUUCAAUGUUUGAAGUGAGGGUAGUGUGUACCGAGGUGAGGUGCUGAGAAUUGUUUGCUGAUGGAUGAUGUUUUCUCAGUGGAAAAUACAGCGAAGUCCUCCGCAGUCAAAGAUGAAGUGGGCGAGGGAGGCGGGGGGCAAAGAAGAGAGUUGAAUGUCUUGAAAAGCUGCUGAGUUUCAGGUGCAUUGCUCACCUUGGUGUGGUAUAAAGAUGUUUUAGCUGUGGUGACACUAGCAGAAAAAGAAGAGAGUAUUGACUGGUAGUUUCUUGGUCUUGCGCCAUUUCCUUUCAGCAGCCCUGAGUGUACUCGGAGGAUGUCAGACAGCCAAGGGCAGGAGGGGGUGGCGCGAGCUGGCCUGGAGGACAGAGGACAAAGGUUAUCUAGACAGGAUGUAAGUGUUGAGCAUAGGGUCUCUGUGGCAGUGUCAACAUCUAGAGAUGCGAAGUUGGAGGGAAGAGAGGAUGUCACUUUAGCAGAGAGGGUGCUAGGAGAGAGAGAGAGUGAAGUCUCCGUCUAAAAUAAAUGGGUGGUGGUGUAGGUGUAGUGCAUGUAGGAAGGAGCAUGUUGAAAGUGAUGAAGAAGUGGUCAGAAAUGUGAAGAGGUGUGACUAGAAUGUUAUCUGUGGUGAGGUUACGGUUGUAGAUGAGAUCAAGCUGGUUUCCUGAUCUGUGAGUACCGGCUGUGGCGAGGCGCGUGAGGUCGAACGAGGCGGUGAGGGUGUGGAAGUCAGAAGCAUUGGGUUUCUCCAGGUGGAUGUUGAAGUCCCCAAAGACUACAAGAGGGCCGCUAUCCUCCGGGAAUGAUGAGAGCAGCACAACUAACUCUUCAAUGAAGUUGUGAAGAGGGCCUGGGGGGUGGUAAACUACAACAACACUGAGCUGAGUGGGAGAAGUGAUAUUAACAGCGUGGUAUUCAAAUGAAUAGUUGUUGCAUAGAGAAGAUAGUGGGGAUUAUUUCCAAUUAUUGUUGAUAAGCAAACCUGUGCCUCCUCUUCCAGUUUGGGGGGGAGAGUGAGAGAAGGAGUAGUUUGUCUAGACAGUCUCUUUUUUUAAUAUUAGUUAAAAUACAACUAAGCUCUGGUCCAUUAAUAUUUACAAAUAUAACUUUUGAUUUUAAAUAGUAAUUGUAUUAGUAAAAUUAACAUUAAAUUAACAAUUAAUAAAUAAUGUAAAAAUAUACCUCAUUGUCUAGUGUUGAUUAACUUAACUUUCUAUAAAAAUUUAGGGCCUUAAUGUUACUGCAGUUUUUUCACAGUGGUAUCGAAAAUGGUAUCAAAUAUCGAUAUUUUUUCAGAUAACGUAUCGAAGUUAGGAAUUCCAGUAUAUUGACAACACUACAUUGGAGGUAGUAAGAAUGCACUCUCAGUGUAGUAGAAUGUGCCCGCAGGGACGCGCAUCAUCAAAGCUGAGUCUGGACGUUGGAGUUGGGGUUACACCCAACUUUUUUUACGUCUUACGUACCUGGAGAGCUCAUCCUUUAAGAGCUGAGAAUGUUUAUUGUGAGAAUGUCUCCUCGUGCUGGGAAAUAGAAAUCUUCUGCCCAGUUUCAUUUAUAUUACUUGAACAUAACACAGAUGUUCGCAUAGUCCCAAUUUGAAUGGAUCUGAUAAAAAGAAUCACCACUGUGAUUUCAAGCAGUAAUAUAACCGUUGACUAGCAUGUCAAUGUUGACAUUAAAGCGACACUGUAGAACUUUUGCUCACAGGCUCCCCCAUGUGGUUGAUAUGCGUAAUUGUCUGUUAGCAGUGUUGUAAAUAAUGUCGCUUUAUAUGCUUCCCAGUGGGCAGCGCAAUACACAUGAAUUUGUUUAAGUAAGUUGAUGGAACCAGCGAAUGCAGAAACGUUGUUUGGAAACUCUUCCGCAGGCAGGGGAUGGGACCCCAACCAGCCACUAGGAGGCUGCUCAGGUAGCAGCAGGAGUACAGUUCAUCCAAUGAGCCUGUUCCUGCACCCGCACCUCAGUUUUCAACAGACCUCCGGCAAGUUCAGCUGUAGUUUCACAGGACAGUGGCGCUAAUCUCACUAUGGAUUCGUUCAGGCAAAACUCGGCAGAAUUCGACCCAGACGUCCUAAACCAGACAUCAGAAGAUGACUUUCAGUUUGAGAUGAAAAACUGUUCUUUUCAUCCAUUUUCAGCAGUUCGUGAUGCCGGAAGAUCUGUGGUGUCAGAUAGUCCUUCUCCAGACUUGGUUCAGGAUGCCUAUGAUGGAGACGAUAAUGUCACACAGCCACAAGAAAUCAAAGCGCUUUUUGAUUCUGACGCAGUAACUUCCUGUUCACAUCUGCAGCAACUCGAUUCAUCUGACCUUUUUUCAAACGUUAUCAAAGAGGCGGAUGACCGGCCGACAUCUCUUCCUGAUAUUCUGAAAUCUUCUCCACUUAACCCUGACAAAGUGGACUCGGGCUCAUCUGAAGGCAGCCCUGAUUUGAGCCCGGUGCAUAAAAGUGGGAGCGAUUCCCCAAAUUCACAGAUUUCUGUGUCUGCUAACAUUCCAUUGGGAUUUGACUCCAAAAUCUUACUGCUGAAGGAGAUGGCUGAGGAGACAGAAGCCAGAGCGGUAGAAACGGCAAAUCUGGAUGCUGAGAAGAUUUCUGAGCAAAGUUUUGUUGCUUUUGAUCUUGUCAAGGAGACAGACGUGCCCCCAAAGAGAGAGCGCCUAUUGAAGGACAAAGAUGCAGAAACAUCCAUUCAGAUGAAAGACAAAUUUGAAUGUCUUCACUUUCCAACCGAAAAGGCUCAAGAACACUCGGAUUCUGAGAGUCCCUCUGCAGAGUCGUUCUCUCCGGUGCUGGAUGCAGUGGCCAAAAGACCCAUGGAGCAUGAAAACGCUGCUGUCAGGGAGGAGAUUGAAGCCAUUGAUGAGGUGUCAGAGCAAGAGGUCUCUUCUGAAGAGUUUGAGUUUGUUGAGAGACCGCCACGAGGUGCCGCUGAUGAGUUUUUGGAAAUACAGGAUAGUGGGACGUUUUAUGAAGAGCAAUCCCCAGGUCUGGAACCAUCAUCAGCUCGACACGCAGAAGAUCAAAGCUCUUACCAUCUUCUGUCCCAGCUGUCUGAUGAGUCCUCUCCUGUGAGAGGUAAGACGGGCCUGGAAACUGCUUUCCAAGCUUCUCUAAUCCUUACUCCUGCGGACCAGAGUGGGCUUGAGAAGACUGAAGUCAGCAGCCUGUUUUCACUGAAAGCAGCCUCAGAAGCUCUAGUGUUGUGUCAUUACCCUUUGCACUUCUGCAUUCACAUCCACACAGAAAACAUGGAGGAGAAGACAGACUGCCAGACCUCUCCACACUGGAAAGUGAAGGUGCUGGAUGUGGUGUACUGGCGUGACGUGAGGUGGAGCGCUGCGGUCUUCAGCUUCAGUCUGCUGCUGCUGCUCUCUCUCUCCUGCUGCAGUGUCAUCUCUGUUAUGGCGUACACAACUUUAGCUCUGCUCUCGCUCACCGUCACAUUCAGGAUAUAUAAAGCCAUCCUGCAGGCUGUCCAGAAAUCUGACCGAGGACAUCCCUUCAAGCAGUACCUGGAUAAAGAUGUGGCUUUGUCAACGGAUGUUGUGCAGAAAUACAGUGACGUGGCUCUGAGGGGAAUCAACGGUGGAUUGAUUGAACUGCGGCGUUUGUUUCUGGUGGAGGAUUUGGUCGACUCUCUGAAGUUUGCAGUGUUCUUGUGGAUCUUGACGUAUGUUGGUGCAGUGUUUAAUGGAACUGACUUUGUCAUCUGGGUUUGGUUGGCGCUUUCAGCCGGUCCAGUCAUCUAUGAACAACAUCAGGCCCAGAUUGAUGCAUUCAUUUCCAUGCUGAAGAAUCAGAUGAAGGAUUUCUGGGGGAAGAUUCAAGCAAAAGUUCCUGGAAUGAAGAAGUUAGAGUGAUGCGAUGUUAUUGUGGCUCCUCCUCACCUCCCUUCAGUCAUUUCUGUUUGUUUGUUUGUUUGUUUGUUUACACGAGCAGAUUAUUUUGAAGUGAAGUGUUGAUUAAUGCAGAAUGAAUCAUGAUGAUCUUGUGUAAUUCGAGAUUGACAUCUCUGGUUUUGUAAAGACACGUCUGAAUGCUCAUCUCUUCACUUCUGAAUAAUGUUUGUUUUUUCUUUUUAACGAGGGAAAGUGAAAUUGACGGUGGUUUUACUCUUAGAUUGAUUGACUCAAGAGUUGGGAAAAAAAGCUUUAUUUCAUGUUUUGGCUGCAGUAAAAUCUCUGGAUAAACAUGUUUACUUCACUUAAAAGAACCUCUUGUAUUUAAUUCUAUUUAUCUGUUAAUAUGAAUAUGAAACUGACAUGAGAUGGAGGAAUUGUGAGUGAAAGUUUUGAAUUCUGUGAAAUGCAUUGCGAGCACUAAUAAAGCUUGCAAGAUAAUAAAUGA
Triplophysa rosa is the source of this 8144-nucleotide messenger RNA. It is a transcript of the gene rtn4b, whose product is annotated as reticulon 4b. The record is from RefSeq and is a predicted model, not a curated record. Bases 5822 to 7657 code for a protein of 611 amino acids. Lineage: Eukaryota; Metazoa; Chordata; Actinopteri; Cypriniformes; Nemacheilidae. Gene Ontology annotation, biological process: brain development; endoplasmic reticulum tubular network formation; neuron differentiation. Gene Ontology annotation, cellular component: neuron projection; postsynaptic density. The transcript is spliced from 10 exons.